UCUUAUGUUUACCCUAGCUCGUGUAAAGCCGCCCAGAUUCCAAUGCUCAGCCGACUCACGCCGGCCAAACCAGGCAGCGCCUGCCCGGGAAGCAGUGUUUAGAGACCGACAUCACCGCCGGCUCGACUCAGGGACGAUUCAGAGGGGUGGCAAAAGAGGAUGGUUGGUCUGGAGGGUUCUGCAUUAGAUGAAGAAAGGGUGGACUGCCAUGGGUUGAGUGAUACUGGAGGACUUUCUUGUGUGGGUGGUGUAUCGUUGCUCGCACCGGGAACUGCCUUCUCUACUAAUUUUAGUAUUCUUCAGGAGCUCCGCACAGAAAAGUUAUUUCGAGAAUAUUUGGAGUACCGUGAGGAUCCAUUCAAGUGGGUGGCAGAAGAACUGGUUGUAGCAUGCAAUUCACCUGUUGAUUUGUUUCUCCAGACUGUGCCUGAUGAGAGGCUUUUUCAAGAGCACCUUUUCAAUUUUGUGUCGUUACGUGAACAGUAUUCUGCGGUUGUUGAUGAUGCUGAUGGAAGUAAAGAAAGUUUGGCUGAUGAUGGAUCACCACGUUUCGCGACUGAGGCUGAGAUCAAACUCAUCCACCGUAAGAAUCACAAAGAUUCUCUUAUGAAAAGAUUGCAUGGUGUUCGAAGAUAUUAUGCAUACUGCAAAGCCCUUCUGCAACUUGAUUUUAUCAAGUGGAAUAGUAACCCUAAAGAAGUUUUAAAACGGAUCAAAGAGUCAACUAGAUGGUCUGAUGUGCUGAAUGAUUAUGAGCUACAACGUGGUUUAGAGUUUGAUAAGGUAGCUUUGGAGGAAGACAUCAACUCUCGUAUGAGUUCAGAAUUAGAGAAGCAUCUACAAUUCCCUGAGCAGUUGCUCAUGCGAGAAUAUUUCAAUCGUGUGAAAAUAAGGAACCUUGCCAGGGAGGCUGGAGUCAUUCUUGUCGAAGAGUUUCUACCCGUACGAAAUUUGGAAGAACAGAUAUUACCCAAAAGUUUGCCCCAGAAUUUUGGACAACAGCUGUUACCCAGAAAUUUGCCCCAGAUGAAAAAGAGAGUUAAGCAGUCACUUGACUCAACCAGGGCUUACCUGCAUCGACAGGGCGCUACUCGUGCUAGGGGUUUGAAGUAUGUGGUUGGUGCAGUUUCUCUUGCUUGUAUCAUCAUGGCUGGCCAACGCGAGAGUAAUUAAGACUGUCAACUGCAUCCAUGGUUGGCCUUUGCCCGCGAAAAAAAA
This is a messenger RNA of Triticum dicoccoides, 1218 nucleotides long. RefSeq lists its product as uncharacterized. The transcript is spliced from 9 exons. The record is from RefSeq and is a predicted model, not a curated record. NCBI's taxonomy places the organism in Eukaryota, Viridiplantae, Streptophyta, Magnoliopsida, Poales, Poaceae. The coding region runs from base 160 to 1173 and encodes 337 amino acids.